UAAUAAAUCAAAAACCGGGUGCAUGUGCGGCUCCCUUUCACGGCCCCCCUCCCUCGGACUCACUCCCCCCGUCUCCACCUCCACCUAAUCAAUCAAUCCCCACGCCCCAAUCCUUCGAGGCGAGCGCUUUAAGCAGCCAGCAGGGGGGGCAGUGGUGCAGAAAGGCGAAACGCCCCAAAUCCCAGAAGAGGCGAGGGGGAGGGAGGAGGAGAGCGGCGGCGCAGCAGCAGCAGAGCCGCCAGCCAUGGCGGUGGGCGCGACCGCCACGAAGCUGCACCUGCCGUCCGCCGGCGGCCGCCGCCCGUCCCUGCUCCACCUCGCGGCCGUCGCGGUGCUCUGCACGGUGUCGUACCUCCUCGGCAUCUGGCACCACGGCGGCUUCUCCGCCGCCCCGGCCGGCGGCGUCGCCUCGUCCGUCUCCAUCGCCACCACCGCCUCCGUCUCCUGCGUCUCCCCCACCCCGACGGUCCUCGGCGGCUCCUCGUCAUCCGCGCCGCUCGACUUCGCCGCGCACCAUACCGCGGAGGGGAUGGAGGUGGCGUCCGGGCAGGUGCACCGCACGUACGAGGCGUGCCCGGCGAAGUACUCCGAGUACACGCCGUGCGAGGACGUCGAGCGCUCGCUGCGGUUCCCGCGGGAGCGGCUCGUGUACCGGGAGCGGCACUGCCCGUCGGAGGGUGAGCGGCUCCGGUGCCUCGUGCCAGCGCCCAAGGGGUACCGCAACCCGUUCCCGUGGCCGACGAGCCGCGACGUAGCGUGGUUUGCCAACGUGCCGCACAAGGAGCUCACCGUCGAGAAGGCGGUGCAGAAUUGGAUCCGCGUCGACGGUGACAGGUUCCGGUUUCCUGGUGGCGGCACCAUGUUCCCCCACGGCGCCGGCGCGUACAUCGACGACAUCGGCAAGAUCAUCCCCCUCCACGAUGGAUCCAUCCGGACCGCCAUCGACACCGGCUGUGGGGUGGCGAGCUGGGGCGCAUACUUGCUGUCACGCAACAUUCUGGCAAUGUCCUUCGCACCACGGGAUUCUCAUGAGGCACAGGUUCAGUUUGCACUGGAACGCGGUGUGCCAGCGAUGAUUGGCGUUCUUUCAUCCAACCGGCUCACCUAUCCGGCUCGUGCCUUUGACAUGGCUCACUGCUCUCGCUGCCUCAUUCCCUGGCAGCUCUAUGAUGGGCUGUACUUGAUUGAGGUGGAUCGCAUUCUGCGGCCAGGAGGGUAUUGGAUUUUGUCUGGACCUCCAAUCAACUGGAAGAAGCAUUGGAAGGGAUGGCAAAGGACCAAGGAAGACCUGAAUGCAGAGCAACAAGCUAUCGAGGCAGUGGCCAAGAGCCUUUGCUGGAAGAAGAUCAAGGAGGAUGGUGACAUUGCCAUCUGGCAGAAACCUACUAAUCACAUUCACUGCAAGACCUCCCGCAAAAUCAUCAAGUCCCCACCCUUUUGCUUGGAUAAAAAUCCAGAUGCUGCGUGGUAUGACAAGAUGAAGGCUUGUAUUACUCCGCUCCCGGAGGUUAGUGAUAUAAAAGAGAUUGCUGGUGGUGAGUUGAAGAAAUGGCCAGAGAGGCUCACUGCAGUGCCACCCAGAAUUGCCAGUGGUAGCAUUGAGGGUGUCACUGAUGAAAUAUUCAUGGAAGACACCGAACUAUGGAAGAAGAGAGUUGGGCACUACAAGUCCGUGAUAAGUCAAUUUGGACAGAAAGGACGGUACCGCAACUUGCUUGAUAUGAAUGCGCGCUUUGGCGGCUUCGCUGCGGCAUUGGUGGAUGACCCUGUGUGGGUCAUGAAUAUGGUCCCAACUGUUGGCAAUUCAACAACUCUUGGGGUAAUAUAUGAGCGUGGGCUCAUCGGAAGCUACCAAGACUGGUGUGAGGGCAUGUCCACGUACCCUCGGACCUACGACCUAAUUCAUGCCGAUUCAGUGUUCACGCUAUACAAGGACAGAUGCGAGAUGGAUAACAUUCUGCUGGAAAUGGACAGAAUACUUAGGCCUGAGGGUACGGUGAUUAUAAGAGAUGAUGUUGACAUGCUGGUGAAAAUAAAGAGCAUUACGGACGGGAUGAAAUGGAAUAGCCAAAUCGUUGAUCACGAAGAUGGUCCGCUCGUCCGGGAGAAGCUCCUCCUUGUUGUUAAGACAUACUGGACACUCGAGGAAGAUAAGCAAUAGGAAUAACGUGAAAUAAAGCGUUAGAAUGAUUUGACUUAUUGGGCAAAUCUCAUAAUCGGGCUUUUCAAUUUGCCUUGUGGAUUUGAAGUUUCUUUUCUUUUCAUUCUUUGGGUGGAAUAGUUCACAUAAUGGAGUUCAGCCCUCAAUGUUUAGGUGUAAAAGAGGGGCGCAUAUGAGAAGGGAACCUGCAAAGUUUUUGACAUGAAAGGACAGCCAAAGUGUUCCAAGUGGGUAAAUAGAAGCUAUAAUUAUGGUGUCAA
Oryza brachyantha (malo sina) is the source of this 2421-nucleotide messenger RNA. Its product is annotated as probable methyltransferase PMT15. The transcript has 6 exons. Gene Ontology annotation, cellular component: endosome; cytoplasm; trans-Golgi network. Lineage: Eukaryota; Viridiplantae; Streptophyta; Magnoliopsida; Poales; Poaceae. Gene Ontology annotation, molecular function: methyltransferase activity. The record is from RefSeq and is a predicted model, not a curated record. The coding region runs from base 245 to 2161 and encodes 638 amino acids.